AUUAAAGGAUGGAAGGAAAAAAUUUUCUUCGUUGAUGACACUGAGUGGGAGAGGGGAUGCCGAGGUAGAAUUUUUGUCAUCUUGGAAGGCUAAGAAAGCCAACCAAAAUAAGUAUAGUUUGAAUGAGGAUGAGGAAGAAGAGGUGGGGAAGUUGGUGAGGGAGGGGGGUGAUCUAGUAAAUAUCAUGUACCUCACCAGCUCGGAUUGCAUAGAGACUGCUAAGCUCUAUAGGCCAAGCUCUUUAAGUGAAGCUGAGAUGGAUAAGUUUUUGAGUGCUGCUGGGGGGGUGGCUAUUCCCAAGAAGCCGAGGAAGAAGUCAAGGACUUCAACUACGAAGGUGAAUGAGGGAGGAGCUGGGAGGAAGUUGGUGCCUAGCACCUCAGCUGGAGUUCAGGAAGUGCAAUCGAGGCAAGAUCCGAAAAGGAAAGGGGGUGAGGAGCUUGAUCCUGAGCUUAGGGAGACUGAGGUUGAGGAGGCUGAGGUUAGGGCCCUUGUGGACAAGCGUCAGGCUAAAGAAGAGGUACUGAGGUAUACUAGGGCGACAGUGGUUAAGCACGCUCUAGAGUGUGAGCAACUGCAAAAAGAGAAGGAUGAGCUGGAGAAGCAGAAUAAGGAGAUGCGAGAGUCGUUAGAUGAGGUGGUACCAGCAGUGAAACAGCUUGAGGAGGAGAAAGAUUCUCUGAGCACUAAGCUCGUUUUUGAAGAGAGAAAAAGGAAGAUCUCUAAAAGUGAGCGCAAUGCUCAAGAAAAGGAAAUAAAAAAGAUGAAAGAUGUUGUGGUUGAGCUGAAGAAGAAUGUGGAGCUAUUGGUACACAAUGCAAUGGAGGAGCAUAUUGUAGAUUUCCUAAGGUCUGGGACUUUUGAGAAUAUAGUCAACCUAUACUGGCUACCCACUAUAAUUUUGGCCUUCAUAGACUGUAGAAAGAAAGUGAAGUCGCAAUAUCCCGAAGUAGAUGUUACGAGUGUCACCUUUGGUGAACAAGAAGAAGAGAUGGAGGAGAAUGUUGAAGAAGAGGUUGCAGAGGUAGAGGAUAUAGAAGAAGGGAAUCAACCACCUCAUCCAGUGGAAGUGCAUACGAUUCCUUCAGAAGAGAACCCGCCAGCUCAACUAGAAGUAGGAUUGCCACCUCUUUCUACUGAGGAACAGCCACCUCCGAAGUAGUUAGGGUGUUCCUUGUUUUUUUGUUAUGUUAAUAUUAGAACAAUUUAUGGUUUGAACAGUUUGUAAUGUUUUUUAUUCAAUUUUAAUGAAAUUUUUUUAAAAUU
Molecule: messenger RNA, 1266 nt
Organism: Rubroshorea leprosula
Lineage: Eukaryota; Viridiplantae; Streptophyta; Magnoliopsida; Malvales; Dipterocarpaceae
Source: the annotation of a GenBank genome assembly